This is a messenger RNA of Octodon degus (degu), 829 nucleotides long. RefSeq names its product DPY30 domain containing 2 (gene Dydc2). The record is from RefSeq and is a predicted model, not a curated record. The transcript has 4 exons. Gene Ontology annotation, cellular component: Set1C/COMPASS complex. The coding region runs from base 81 to 563 and encodes 160 amino acids. Lineage: Eukaryota; Metazoa; Chordata; Mammalia; Rodentia; Octodontidae.
CUCCCCCAAGCUGCGUCCGGGUGCUAGGCAACGGAGGACUGGUCCGAGCUCUGCACGGAUGCCCUGCACAGGCUCCCAAGAUGGAAACUGAGUACUUGAAAAGGUGCUUCAGAAAUAGCCUGUCCCAGGCACUGGCGGAGGUGGCAAAGGUUAAGCCCAGUGACCCAAUAGAGUACCUGGCUCACUGGCUUUAUCACUACAGAAAACUUGAGACAGACAAAGAAAAGAAUAGGCAAGAGGAGACUGAACUGCAGGAGGAAUAUCACCGUGGUCUGAAGGAACAGGAAAUGAUGGAAAUGCUGAAACAAGAAGAAUAUCAAAUCCAGCAGAAAUAUGCAGAGCAUCACAAGGAGCAGAUUUCCACAGAGAAGGCCAUAUUCAUGCAAGAGGACACAGAACCUUUGGAGGAGGUGGCCUUGGAGGAAGAAUCCUUGCCAAGUUCCUCCAACAUAAUCCCAACAGUGCCUCAGUGGAGUCCUCCUUCAGACUCAGCUGGCCAGACUGAGCAGAGCAUUGACACUCCACAAGAAAUGAACUUAGAGAAGACGUUUACUUCCUCUUGAAGCUGCUCAUGAAAUGCCCCCUCUCUCCAACUCCGCUUCCUAGAGGAUCAGAAUGGAGAGAAUGCAAAGGACCCAUUCCCUUGAUACUGUGAGCCAAGAAGAUGACCAGCAAGGUGAGCUCUCACCUAAACCAAAAUUCGAGAGACUGUGAAAGGUGGUGUCUGAAGGAUCUCUCCAACCCAAGGACUGGUUCACCAGCCAGGAAACCCCUAAAUUAUGAGAAAAUUUGCACUCGUUACAGGAUAAAAUCAACUCACAAUAAGGAC